CGUGCUCUCACCCCAGGCUUUCCUGAGCUCCUUUCCCACAGCCCGCGGAGGCAUCAGCUGCAGUUUGUGCUGGGUGGGUCAGUGCCGAGCAAUCUCCCCGAUGGCGGAGGAGGCAGCGGAGGCGCGUCUCCUAACAAGAGGCCUUGGGGGCGCUCUGCAGGUUUCCUGGACGUGCUGCUGAACGGCCAGUGGCAGAAGCUGUGGUGCAGGGUGGAGCAGGGCACCCUACGGAUGUUCAGAGACCCCAGCUGCACUGAGAGCCCCGAGUACGCUGUGCCGCUGGCGGGCAGCAAUGUGACCCCGGGGGCCGACGUGGGCCGACGCCAUCACAUCCACAUCAGCCAGCAAGGCAGAGAGGUCGCCAUCCUGCAGACCCACUCGGACGAAGAGAGGGACGUCUGGCUGAAGAUCCUGCAGGUGGAGAAGGAAGCGGAACCAGCCUCUGUAUAUGAAACCUCAGUCCCUGGAGAUGGACCCAGCUCUGCCCCUGUGGGGGGCCUGCUCUUGCGGAGAUUCCCGACCCCCAACACCUACAUGGAUGACCCCUUUGGGCAGCUCCCGCCGGCGACACACCCCAGCCCCAUCUACUCCAACUCGGAUAUACUGCACCAGCUGCAGCAGAGCUUGGACAGAGCCGCCCAAGACCAGACGCAGAGACUCCCGUGUGCCCUUCCCGACAAUGCCUUCAGCAACCCCCAGAGCAGGGCUCCGGAGGAGACAGCUGCUCCUCCAGCCAGCCCGGGCAAGUCUCCGAACGAGCAGUGGGUAGAAGUGGCCCCGGAGCUGAAAAGCCGGGAUUUUUUCCAGUCUCAGCGGACACUGAUGCAGCCCGAGAGGAAGGGCGCCCCAGACAGCUUGGAUUUCUUAAUUGGUACGAUCGCUGCACAGCCUCAGGCAGGUUGCUGACCCCCUGCCCCUGUGCCAGGGGUCGGCAAGACUUACCCAGUUCAGGAGAGGGCUGGGAGG
This is a messenger RNA of Terrapene triunguis (Three-toed box turtle), 966 nucleotides long. RefSeq lists its product as uncharacterized. Gene Ontology annotation, molecular function: SH2 domain binding; SH3 domain binding. The coding region runs from base 232 to 906 and encodes 224 amino acids. The record is from RefSeq and is a predicted model, not a curated record. NCBI's taxonomy places the organism in Eukaryota, Metazoa, Chordata, Testudines, Emydidae. The transcript is spliced from 5 exons. Gene Ontology annotation, cellular component: cytosol. Gene Ontology annotation, biological process: regulation of interleukin-6 production; inflammatory response; regulation of mitotic cell cycle.